Molecule: messenger RNA, 708 nt
Organism: Oikopleura dioica
Lineage: Eukaryota; Metazoa; Chordata; Appendicularia; Copelata; Oikopleuridae
Source: the annotation of a GenBank genome assembly
AUGGAUUUUCAAAAUCGCGCCGGUGGAAAGACCGGCACGGGAGGACAGGCCUCAUGGUCGGAAAUGAACAAGGACAGGAGGGAGCGUCUCAGACAGUUGGCUCUGGAGACGAUUGAUUUGGCAAAGGAUCCUUAUUUUAUGAAAAAUCAUUUGGGAUCGUACGAAUGCAAGCUUUGCCUCACGCUGCAUAAUAAUGAAGGGUCCUACCUUGCGCAUACUCAGGGUAAGAAGCAUCAGGCCAACUUGGCUAGAAGAGCGGCCAAGGAAGCGAAGGAAAUGGGUGGGCCGCAGAUCGCGCCAGUUCGACCAAAUGUCCCGCUCAAGAAAUUCAUCAAAAUCGGAAGACCUGGAUACAAAGUUACAAAACAACGAUGCCCGCACACUGGCCAGCAAAGUCUUCUUUUCCAGGUUGAUUACCCCGAAAUCGUUGACGGUAUCGAGCCGCGCCAUCGAUUCAUGUCAGCUUACGAACAGCACAUUGAGCCGCCAGAUCGAAAAUGGCAGUAUCUUCUGUUCGCUGCUGAGCCCUACGAGACGAUUGCGUUCAAACUUCCAAGUAGAGAAAUCGACAAGAGCGAAGAAAAAUUCUGGGUGCACUGGAUUCCCGAGUCGCGCCAGUUCUUUCUUCAAUUCUAUUACAAAAUCGACAAGGGUGACAUGCGCGCUGGCAAGGGCCAGUACGCAAACAUGCCAGCGCCGAUGGAUUAA